AUGGGAGAAGGAAUUCGUAAAGAGAUAAGAGAAGGAAUUCGAAAAGGCAUGGGACAUGGAAUUCGAAAAGGGAGAGGAGAUGGAAUUCGAAAAGGGAUAGAAGAAGGAAUUCGUAAAAGGAUAGGAGAAGGAAUUCGUAACGGGAUGGGAGAAGGAAUUCGUAAAGGGAUAGGAGAAGGAAUUCGAAAAGGGAUGGGAGAUGGAAUUCGAAAAGGGAGAGGAGAUGGAAUUCGAAAAGGGAUAGAAGAAGGAAUUCGUAAAGGGAUGGGAGAAGGAAUUCGUAAAGGGAUAGAAGAAGGAAUUCGAAAAGGGAUGGAAGGUGGAAUUCGAAAAGGGAUGGGAGAAGGAAUUCGUAAAGAGAUGGGAGAAGGAAUUCGAAAAGGGAUGGGAGAAGGAAUUCGAAAAGGGAGAGGAGAUGGAAUUCGAAAAGGGAUAGAAGAAGGAAUUCGUAAAGGGAUAGGAGAAGGAAUUCGUAACGGGAUGUGA
Gordionus sp. m RMFG-2023 is the source of this 486-nucleotide messenger RNA. Its product is annotated as protein qua-1-like. The coding region runs from base 1 to 486 and encodes 161 amino acids. Lineage: Eukaryota; Metazoa; Nematomorpha; Gordioida; Chordodea; Parachordodidae. The transcript has a single exon. The record is from RefSeq and is a predicted model, not a curated record.